AUGACUUUCUACGAUGACAUUUACCCAUUCUACCCUCUACAAAGGACCUCCUUCAUCUUCAGUGGCAGCUUGCUCACCAUUAUUCUGGUCUUCCUUGUGCUAGCAGUCAGUCUCCUUGUCAUUCUGCCAGGGAUACGAGGGAAGUCGAGGCUGUUCUGGAUGUUUAGGAUAAUUAUCAGCUUGUUCAUAGGUGCGGUUAUAGUGGCGCUCAACUUCACUAACGACUGGGCUGAGGCCAGAAUGACCACUAAUGCCACCUACAAGUCUUUCAGUAACGCAGUGGUUAACGCAGAGGUCGGCCUGCAUGUUGGACUGUACGGCAUUAACGUUACACUGAAGGGCAAUCCUGUUGUACAGUUCAAUGAGACCAUUGACUACAAUGAGAUGUUCAGCUGGCAUGACACUAUUGAAGAGGAGUACGAGGAAGCUCUGGAGAAAGGUUUACCCAAUCCCAUCCUGUAUAUUGCUGAGAAAUUCACUCUGAGCAGCCCAUGUGGACUCAUCUUUAAGUACAGCUUCUCUGGAAGAUACGCCUCUGCAACUCUUUGGACUGCAUUUUGCUGCUGGAUGCUUGCCAACAUCCUGUUCUCCAUGCCGGUCAUUCUGUACGCUGGGUACAUGAUGGUGGCCACUGCUGCCUUCAUCUUCUUCUCCAUGGCCUCCUUCUCCACCAUCAUGAAUGUGCCGCAGUGUGUUUUCUCCAUAGGGACUGACUCCUUUGAAACAGAAUACAGCCAUUCAUUCUGGCUGGCUCUGGCUACAGGUGUUCUGUGCACCAUCAUUGGGGUUCUGGUGGUGCUGUUUAACUUUCUGAUACCAGAGAAGAUGAAAGAAGCUUUCAGCAGUGGUGUCGACAAUUACGAAGAUGAGGACGUUUCUUAUGGAGAGGGCUACCUGAAUUCAGCUUUCCUUGAUGGAGUGACAAUUUCACCACUGACAUCGAAAGUCACCACAGAACAUAUAUGAAUCUAUCCAGGGUUCCCUCGGGAGCUUUUCC
Molecule: messenger RNA, 997 nt
Organism: Seriola dumerili (greater amberjack)
Lineage: Eukaryota; Metazoa; Chordata; Actinopteri; Carangiformes; Carangidae
Gene: duoxa
Product: dual oxidase maturation factor 1-like
Exons: 7
Coding region: 1-966 (321 amino acids)
Biological process (GO): protein transport
Cellular component (GO): endoplasmic reticulum membrane
Source: RefSeq, a predicted model, not a curated record